This is a messenger RNA of Hemiscyllium ocellatum (epaulette shark), 3521 nucleotides long. RefSeq names its product adhesion G protein-coupled receptor E2-like. Gene Ontology annotation, molecular function: calcium ion binding; G protein-coupled receptor activity. Lineage: Eukaryota; Metazoa; Chordata; Chondrichthyes; Orectolobiformes; Hemiscylliidae. Gene Ontology annotation, cellular component: membrane. The record is from RefSeq and is a predicted model, not a curated record. The transcript is spliced from 17 exons. The coding region runs from base 60 to 2171 and encodes 703 amino acids. Gene Ontology annotation, biological process: adenylate cyclase-activating G protein-coupled receptor signaling pathway; cell surface receptor signaling pathway.
GUGCAGUUACCAGGCUGAGAGAGUGACUAGACCAACUGGGAAACCCUCCUUAAGGAACCAUGACCACCCGGCACAGCAUCCAGCUAAUACUCGUGAUUUACUUCAACAACACGGUGACACAACAUGGAGGAGAGGCAACACAUUGUGGGGACGGAUAUUACCUUGGAACAAACAGGACUUGUGUCGAUGACAAUGAGUGUGGUGAAAAUGAAGCUGAAUCAUCCGCCCUGUGUGGUACCAACACAGUGUGUCACAAUACCAUCGGGAGUUUCUACUGUACCUGUAAGAAAGGAUACGCCAGUGAAUCAGGAGAAACUAACUUUACCACCAUGAUACACUGCCGAGAUAUUGAUGAGUGUGAGACAGACCUGUGUGGUUCAAAUGCAACGUGCACCAACACGAUUGGAAGUUUCAGUUGCACGUGUAAUGGAGGAUUUGUCUCAACCCUUGGAGGGAAUAAAAAUGUCACACAGCCCUGCAUUGCAGAUAAAGAUGAAUGCCAGGACACAGUGGCGGCUUGUGGGCAUAACGCCAGCUGUAACAACACAAUGGGAGGUUUCAAUUGUACCUGUGAUGCAGUCUUUGCCUCAUCCACUGAAGGAUCUAACAGAGCGAUUAACUGUCAAGACCUGACAUUGCUUCGGCCGAGAUCUUCAUCUCUCCAGGAUAUCGAUGUGUUUACCAAUCAGUAUUUCUCAAGCCUUUCGAAGAUCGAGGACAGACAUUCAGAAAUGUUCCGCAAACUGGUUUCCAACUUCCUCGAGCAGAUGGAGAAACACACCCUGGCACUUGCCAACACUUUAGGUCAUGAAGAGAUGAAGAACUUCUCAACUAAUGGGUUCGAUGUCAACAUGCAAGCUAUCCGGAACAGCACAAUCCCGAAGGGCGGAAGGACAAAGUUAUCCACUUCCAGGAACAGCAUGGAUAUUAGCUGGAACAAUGUGGCAGGGAAGGAGAAGUUUGAUGUUGCUGCCGCUGCCCUUAUUUCAUACAAAGAGCUGGACUCCCUGAUGAAAGACAACCAGCUGGACAGUGGCGAGAAGCUCGAGCUGAUCUCCGAAGUUGUCACUGCGGCAGUAACCAAUAAGGUCAAGGAGAACCCCAAUGAUCCAGUCAUCCUGACCUUUGAAAACAAGAAGCACUCUAACAAGAAGGUGAAGUGCGUCUACUGGGACAGCUCAGUGGCUGCCUGGUCCAUCCAGGGCUGCAGUUUGAGGGAUUCCAACGUCACAGUCACCGUCUGCAGCUGUACACAUCUGUCGAGCUUUGCUGUGCUCAUGGCCCUGCACGAUAUUGGGGAGAUUCACAGUUUCAAUCUACACGUGAUCACCACAGUCGGCAUCAUUUUAUCACUCGUGUGCCUCUUCAUUUCGAUCCUCACAUUCAUCUUGUGUCGUUCCAUCAAGAGUGUGAGGACCACUAUUCACACCCACCUCUGUGUGAGCCUGUUCCUGGCUGAGUUCUUGUUCCUCGUUGGGAUAUCUCGGACUGAAAACCAGACCAGUUGUGCUAUCAUCGCUGGACUCCUGCAUUACCUGUUCCUGGCCUGUUUCUCUUGGAUGCUCCUGGAAGGUAUCCAGCUCUACCUCAUGGUGGUGAAAGUGUUCAAUGCAAACAGCAUGCGCCUGAGGUACAUGUGCCUGUUUGGCUACGGCUUUCCCCUGCUGGUGGUCACCAUCUCAGCCGUUGUGUACUCUGAAGGAUACGGGACAGACAGAUAUUGCUGGUUGAGCCUGAAGUCAGGUUUCCUGUGGGCUUUCAUUGCUCCAGUCUGUGUCAUUAUUCUGGUUAACACAGGAUUCUUCAUCCUUACUGUAUGGCGGCUCGUCAAUAAGUUUUCCAGCCUUAAUCCCGAUAUGAGCGAGUUGAAGAAAGUCAGGGCCUUCACGUUCACGGCCAUCGCUCAGCUCUGCCUCCUGGGAUGUACCUGGAUAUUCGGAAUGCUGCAUUUCCAGGAGAACACCAUUGUCAUGGCCUACAUCUUCACCGUCAUCAACAGCCUGCAAGGAGCAUUCAUCUUCAUCCUGCACUGUCUCUUCAACAAGCAGGUGAGGGAUGAAUACAGCAAGGCCUUCAUCAGAGUUUGCCAAAUGAAGAAAGCAUCUAAAUACUCUGAAUUUUCGACCUUUUCCACCCAGGGCUUGAAAAGCACAAACGAAACAGGAAUGUGAAGGGGAGAACACGUGGUCACACACUGAGCUAGCAGGAGAGCUGCUUAUUUUGGUGCAAUCGAGAGACAGUGAGAGAGCCAUUGCACUGACUGACUCUGCCUGGAACUGAGAGGGUCUGACUUGUCCCGCUCCUGCUGCCCAGUUUUCCCACAGCCUCUCUGUUUCAACGUGGUACGAACUUUCAAUGGAAGAGAGUUCAAUGGAGUUUGGGUGGGGGGGGUGGGUGCCACUCCUAAAUUCCGAAAUGUUCUCACCCACUGGGGUGCAUUUGCUUCCAUGGGCAUCUUUCGCAAUGGGCUUGUACAACUCUGAGGAUUUGGCCUCACUGCACAAUAACGAUGCUGCGGUGGAUUAUACACCAUCUUCUCCCCUUAAAUGGAUCCCCCAGGUCGUGAAAGGGCUCUUGCUCCCUGGGCUGCUGUGUUAAAGGUGAAAUGUGGCUGGUGGGGGUAUUUUCAAUCUCGUUCACACUCCAAUUGCCCCCACGAUAAUUGUCCCAAUGAUCCGUCAGUCCAUGGUUUUCUGAAGCAUCCGUUGGGUGAAGGAGGUUUUGCCAAACGCAGAGCUCUGUCUGAUCCUGGGCACGAUUGUGGUGCAGUCUGUGAAAUCAGACAGGGCCCCACACCGAGAGGAAAAAAAUAUACCCUGGUUUUGACUCAAGCCAAGUCUCUUCAGUUUUCCAAUUUCGUUGCAGUGCACCUUUGGAAUUGAGCCUGGAAUCAGCUGGGGAAUCUCGGAAUCAGUGCCAACCCAGCUCACUGGAAGCUUGGCAAAUCCUGUACCAGCUGAGUCUGGUGCCAAGGGGCAGGCAGGGUAUCGCCUGAGGUUUUCAAACCCAGUCAAACCCUUUCAUUUGCAUCAUGUGCUUUUCGAUAUUAGCCGAGGAAGUGCCUUCAGCUUUAUUUGUUUUCCAUAAAGCUCUUUGUUUUGUUCGGCUUUCGGACUUGCUCUGUCCCAUGUGCAUUCUGAACAUUUAACAUGUAAGGCAGGUGGACGGGCACCAACCUAGAGUUCACCAUCUACAGACAUUGGCACCAUUGGAUGGUGUCACAAGGUGGUUAGCACAGGGCUUGGCCCCUCUGUACCGUCUGUUCAGACCUGGGCACAGGUACCUUCAGUCAUGCAUUGGCAGGUUGAGAACCCAAGCUGGGGCUUAGCAAAGUGACACUUGAACCACGUGGCAUGGGGUGGGGUGGGGAGGGAAUGGAGUCAGCACCAUCCCUUGGCCAGGAUACCCAUCUAUCCUGGCAUUACCACUCGUGGAGAAAGUGAGGACUGCAGAUGCUGGAGAUCAGAGCUGAAAAUGUGUUGCUGGAAAAGCGCAGCAGGACCACUCCUGGCCCUGUUACA